AAAAAGAACACAAUAAAAAAACAUAAAUAGAAAAUAAGUCUAAGCAAUUAUUUUUAAGUAUUAUUCAAAACAAAAAAUUAUAAAAAAAAAUAAUUUUUCAAUUAUCUGCCUUACAUUGGUCGGAAAAAAAAUAAUCACGCGUUGAUAAUUAAUUAACUUACCGCUUGUGCGUAGGAUUUGUAAUGCAUAAAACUUAUUUUUACAUUUGGCCGAUGCGUCACCAGAUUUGUUGAAUUUAAUGCUAUCAUAUUUUAAAAUAUCACGUUCGCACGAUUGAGACCAUAAGACAAGAGCCCAGAGUUGCAUUAUUUCACGAUACGAUUAAAGAAAGUUUUGAUAAAUCAAUAAACCAAUAUUGACAAAUAUAUUUUUAAUAAACUCGUUCGAGGUUAGAUGUGAAUAAACAACGUUACCAUGGAUAAUAGUAAUUAACGUUACGGCAACGGUAACCAAAUAACAAACAAUUGACUAAAUAAAUAGAUAAAUAAAAUCCCAUUAAGCAACGACAAAAAGACAAAAAAUAAAUAAAUAAAAGUAACCAACAAAGUUACGAAUUAAAGAAAAAAAAAAUUAAGAUGCCCAAGAGAGUGAAAUCAUUCGAGGAAUACUCCAGAUCAUACCAAUACAAAAUAUUGCGGAUGAUAAGGGAAGAAGAAUGCGAAAAUAGUAGAAAUAGAGAAGAUCAGUCAGAUGCGGAAACGAGCACAAGAGAGGACUCGGAAAAUAGCGAAACAACAGGAAACGAAUCUUGCGCGUGGAGUUCAUCGAGUGACUCGGAAUGGGCAGAACCAAGUGAUGCAGAGUUCCAGGAGAUUGAAAAUCGAGAUUCAACUAUUCCUGAUCUAUUUUCUGACAGUUACAAUGCAGAAGACAUCUUGGAGCUGUUGAAUGGAAGAAUAUCACCUUCUUUAGAAGAAAAUCAUUCAAAUUCUGAAGACGAUGAUUGGAUUUCUAUUUCUAGUCAUGAGACACUGUUUUCCUGUUAUUCUUCCCAAGCUUCUGAUAGUGGACGAAGCAUAUCUUCUGAGGAAAGCUUAUCGUCUGAAGAAAGUGAUUCUAAUGAUAAUAUUUCUGAAAAACCUCUUUAUCCUGGAGCACCUCUUUCUUUUCACGAAAGUUCACUUGCUAUUCUUCUUUUUACUUUGCGUCAUAAAGUUUCUGAUGCUCUUUUGUCAGAUUUAUUAUCACUUAUAAGUGCCCAUUGCAUUGAGCCCAACCAUUGUUUAAAAACUAAGUAUAAAUUCAAAAAAUACUUUGAUCGUUUGAGAAUCAAUUAUGAUCGUCAUUUUUUCUGUCCCCAGUGUCACUUUUCGUUGCCAUCUGAGUAUGGUAGAUGCCCUAAUUGCGAACACGUUACUACUAAAGAUUCUAGUGCUCCUUAUUUUAUCACUAUGUCUAUCCUUGCUCAGUUAUCAGCAAUGUUUUCACGCAGCGGAUUUUAUGAUUUAUUGAAAUAUCGUUUUACUAGAACCAAAUUAAACAUUAGAAAUAAAGAAGAUAUUUAUGAUGGCAAUGUCUACAGUUCGUUUAUGAAUAUUAAUCAACUUCUCUCUAAAUGUGCGAAUAUUUCAUUUACAUGGAAUACAGAUGGCGUUUCUCCAUUCAAGUCUUCGAAAUUCAAUAUAUGGCCUUUCUUUCUGAGGAUUAACGAGUUACCAUUUUUGGAACGAAUAAAACCUGAAAAUACUAUAUUUGCAGGUUUAUGGUUCGGUUAUGAAAAACCUGAUGCUAACAAAUUCAUGUCUGCAUUCUAUAAUGAGCUCAAAAUCUUGUACGAAGGCUUUCAUUUUAACGUUCCGGGUUUAAAUCUUCCACUGCUUGUACAAGGCUUCAUUAUGUGCGGUACUCUAGAUUUGCCUGCAAAAGCACAAUUUCUAAACAUGUCUCCACAUAUGGCUCGUUACGGAUGUCAAAAAUGUAAAGUUGAAAGUGAAAAGGUCAACCACGUUCAAUCGUAUCGUUACAAGAUACCAUUAAAGAACCGAACUACCGAAGAAACUAUCAAAUACGCGAAAAGUGCGAUAAAUUCAAAUAAACCAGUGAAGGGGGUAAAAGGUCCUACGUUUUUAUCCAAAAUUUGCUAUGACUUUAUUAGAACCACUGCAGUUGAUUCCAUGCAUUGUGUUGACUUAGGCGUCUGCAACAAAUUGUUUUCAUUGUUAUUUGACAAACAAUUUGCGACCCAUAGAGCUUCGAUGUAUCGAUACGUUGACGAGAUCAAUUCAAGAAUUCGAUCUAUUCGGCCGCCGUGUAAUGUACUCAGACUCCCACGAUCAAUAUCUGAUAUAAAGUAUUGGAAAGCACAUGAGUUCCGAGCUUUCCUUUUAUAUUACUCCUUGCCGCUUCUCCAUGAUUUGAUGGAUAAAACUUACUUUGAUCAUUUAAAGUUUUUUGUCUCGGCCGUUUCUCUGUUGCAUCAAGAAAGUAUUUCUGAUCAGAUGAUUACAUUGGCAUCGCGAUUACUCUCUGAAUUCGUAGGAAGAUUUGAAGAUUUAUACGGUCUUAAUCAUAUGACUUGCAAUCUUCACCAUCUGCUCCAUUUACCCAAUGUUGUUCGAGAUUUAGGACCACUUUGGGUGACAUCAUGUUAUCCAUUCGAAGGUUUAAAUGGUCUGUUAAAAAAACUUAUUCAUGGAACCCGGUAUGUUCAGCUUCAAAUCUCUUCUGCUGUAACAAUAUUCAUUAACAUAACUCAAGAAAAAUUCAAAACCUUCUUUCCUGGCUCUCAGAUAGUUUCAUUCUGUGAAAGAUUAGAGCUGAGUGGAAAGAAUAGGCGUAAAUUAAAAAAAAUAUCUGCUAAUACAGUGGACUCUCGAUAACUCGAACCUCAAGGGAAGUGAUAAAAACUUCGAGUUAACGAGUUUUCGACUUAACAAGAUGUUCGAAAUUUGCAAGAAGAUUAGACUAAAAAUUAAGAAAAAAAUUGAUUUCUGUUAUAUGAAGCAUAUUUAUUUUAAAAAAUUAUCAAUUAUUGAGGAAAAAAAUAUUACAUAAAUUCUGUUAUUUUUUUCUGAAGUAAAGAAUUCUCAGAUUUUUUAUCAAUUAAUUUUUCAAGUUUAAAAAGUGAAUCG
Messenger RNA from Microplitis mediator, 3071 nucleotides. RefSeq lists its product as uncharacterized. The transcript has 3 exons. The coding region runs from base 576 to 2819 and encodes 747 amino acids. The record is from RefSeq and is a predicted model, not a curated record. NCBI's taxonomy places the organism in Eukaryota, Metazoa, Arthropoda, Insecta, Hymenoptera, Braconidae.